AUGCGGGCGCUGGCCGGUACACAAGUAACGGACGAAUUCCUUAGAACGCUCUUUCUACAGAGGUUGCCUAACAAUGUACGUUCAGUUUUAGUGACCAAACAAGACAGUCUCCAUACCUUGGCCGCUAUGGCUGACAAAAUUAUGGAGAUAACCAGUCCUAAUUCAGACAUUUGUUCCACCAGUGGUGCAACCGCACACCAAACAGAUCGGCUCUCUCGUUUGGAGAAAGCUGUAUCAGAACUUGCCAUUUCGAUCCACGAGUUACGAGCACGUUCCCCAUCACGCUCAGAGAGACGAAGGCGCUCUCCCAGUCCAAAUGUACCGGGUUAUAAUGUUUGUUGGUAUCACUUCAAAUUCAAAGCUAAUGCCAGGAAGUGCACCCCACCUUGUUCUUUUAAACGUGUCAUCAAGGAAGCCUCGGGAAACGACUAA
Centruroides sculpturatus (bark scorpion) is the source of this 432-nucleotide messenger RNA. RefSeq lists its product as uncharacterized. The transcript has a single exon. NCBI's taxonomy places the organism in Eukaryota, Metazoa, Arthropoda, Arachnida, Scorpiones, Buthidae. The record is from RefSeq and is a predicted model, not a curated record. The coding region runs from base 1 to 432 and encodes 143 amino acids.